Messenger RNA from Folsomia candida, 1983 nucleotides. RefSeq lists its product as uncharacterized. The coding region runs from base 701 to 1879 and encodes 392 amino acids. NCBI's taxonomy places the organism in Eukaryota, Metazoa, Arthropoda, Collembola, Entomobryomorpha, Isotomidae. The record is from RefSeq and is a predicted model, not a curated record. The transcript is spliced from 7 exons.
AAUUGAUCUGAUAAAAUUGAUGUUACUUAAUCUACUAGUUAGAUUAAUUUAGAUGCGGAAUUUUUCGAUCAUUGUCAUUCAAAUACAGGAAAUUCAUUUUCAUUUACUAUCACUCACCAUCAUACUCACUCAAAUCAAUGAAAGCGAACAGGUGUAUUAGAUAGGGGCUAGAGGUUAAAGCGUCCAAUUCUUUCCAUGUUAACUCUAAUGUCGCCACAUUUACCCAGAGGUUACCAGGGGGUGCCAAAAAAAUGUGUUAAUGCUGCCGAUUUAGGCGAAGUCAUCGUGUCCUGCGUCAAGUCAAAGACAUGAUAAGUAAUUCUUGAUAUGCAUAAAACAAAACCGUGUACUUAUUUAUCUACAAACAUACUAAUCUAUAAGUACGAAUAUCGUAUCUCGUAUCUAUCAGCCUCAAAAUUUGAUUAUAGAAUUAAACCGGUAUCUAAGUAAUAAACCUAAUUUUUUCAGCACGAUGAACUAAACGUUCUUAUAAAUAAAGCCAUGCAUAAAUGACAAUAAAAUUCAUAAACCAGUUUUACCCGUUGAAUGUGAGGGUAUUUAUGUUAUAUGAAUAAAAUAGGAGAACAAUUUAGAGCGAUACAUAAAACUCCUUUUUCUUUUCUCGUUAAUGAUCAAUCCAUAGUUUUUCUGUCAGUGUCAUAGUUUUUGUGGUGAGAAGAAGUGUUUUCACAGUUUCAGAAUGAACUAUCUCUUGAUUUUAAUUCCGGUCGGGAUAAGUUUAUCUGCUUAUUUGAAAAUUAUCAAUUGCGAGUUAGGAAAAUUGGACGACCAAGAUUAUGAAGAAUUACGUAAAGAAAGUGGGGACAAAUUUACCGUAAGAGUCGAUAAUACUUCGCAGCUAAAGGGUGGCCUCGAAGAGGCAGUAAACAUGGUAGGAUGGAUUUCCUCCUUGAACCAAACAAAUUCCCGUUCAGCCCGACAAUGGUGGGGAGGCUGGCAAUUCCCACCAUAUCAAAAUAAUCAGCAAGCAUGGUCUCGCCCACCACCAUAUCAAAAUAAUCAGCAAGCAUGGUCUCGCCCACCACCAUAUCAAAAUAAUCAGGCCUGGGCACGCCCACCAUAUCAAAAUCAAUACAGACCAAAACCACAAAAUAACUUUGGAGCCUGGGGCGCCUCGUCGGGUCAGGUCAACAAUUACGAUCAGUUGCUGCAGCUAUACUACUCGUACCUUCAAGGACAGCAGGGUCUGGCUGGAUGGGGCCAACAAGCACAAAACCCAUGGUUUCAGUAUCCCCACGGAUACCCGUUCCACCCAUGGUUCAAUCGAGAUACUAGACCCCCUGGAAAUGCAAUGUUUGUGCCGUGCACAGGAACCGAAGACUGUGGCGAGGAAAGCAUUUGUGGAGAUGCGCCAAAUUACGGGGAGUGUGGACAAGACGGAAUUUGCGUUUGUGCAAAUAAAGACAACAACUAUGAUGGGAUUACGGCGGAGAAAUUUUCCACGAACUGCGGUCUAUCUAAAAAAACCGACCCGUGCGGGGCCCAGUGCGGGAGACGUCAUACGGUCGUCAAUGACAAUUUAAAUGCCUACGUCUGUAUAGUCAAUGACGAAAAUCGAUGCUUCUGCGACUUCAGGGCAAACAAGUUGCUGGACCGAUGCGUCAGUACGAAGGAGUGUGGAACCAGUGUGUGUCAAGGGGGUGUCGAAUGUAUGAUGGGUUCAUUGUUUGGUGUCCCAUACCCCACGGUUUGCAACUGUAUGGAUGGAAAAUUCCAGGCCACAGCUAAAUGUUUGGACGACUCUUUUUGUUACGGCUUGUGCUACAAGGGACCCGCAGCGAAGCCAGGAAUGGCUUGUUCCGCAGAAGUUACUCGAGGUCCCGGGUCGAAGAAUUGCUUUUGUGGUGUGAAGCCUUAAGUAUUUAAUUGUAUAGAUAUUUUUGAUAGUACGGAACAAGUUUGAGCAUGAUUAUAUGUACGUGUUGAGAUGAUGUAAUAAACUAAACUAAAAGAACGCUAUUG